GUGCUUUUGGUUGAGCCAAGCUCACCUUGCCCGACUGCCGACAUUAGGUACUUGCGGUCAACGCAGAUUUGCUGCGUUGCUCGGCAUGCCGAGCGUGCAGAUGCAUCCUAUGCUUUAUAUAGGGGCGCGCCGUACGUGCAGUCGGAGGAGUAUGAGCAGUUUCCCUUUGAUCCUCCUCUGA
Messenger RNA from Symbiodinium necroappetens, 181 nucleotides. The record is from the annotation of a GenBank genome assembly. Lineage: Eukaryota; Dinophyceae; Suessiales; Symbiodiniaceae.